Molecule: messenger RNA, 2328 nt
Organism: Dovyalis caffra
Lineage: Eukaryota; Viridiplantae; Streptophyta; Magnoliopsida; Malpighiales; Salicaceae
Source: the annotation of a GenBank genome assembly
AUGACCGAAGCGAACCCACUGGUCUCGCCCACAGCCUCCCAGUCCGUGACUGAAACGGUGAACGGGUCACACAAGUUCGAAAUCCAAGGCUAUUCAUUGGCGAAAGGAAUGGGAGUUGGAAAACACAUCGCGAGCGAUAAUUUUACAGUGGGAGGGUAUCAAUGGGCGAUAUAUUUUUAUCCAGAUGGGAAAAAUCCGGAGGAUAAUUCGGUUUAUGUGUCCGUUUUUAUCGCAUUGGCUAGCGAAGGGGCGAAUGUUAGGGCUUUGUUUGAAUUGACGCUUGUUGAUCAGAGUGGGAAAGAGAAACAUAAAGUUCAUAGUCAUUUUGAUCGGUCGCUCGAGAGUGGGCCUUAUGCGUUAAAAUAUCGGGGCAGCAUGUGUGAGACCUUUAGUCAGUGUAGCUCAGAUUCUAUUGUGCCUUUCGAAGGAACCAAUCUUAAGGGUUACAAGCGAUUUUUCAGACGAGCAACACUUGAAACAUCGGAUUACCUUAGGGAUGAUUGCUUGAAAUUCAAUUGUACUGUUGGAGUAGUAGUUUCUGCAACGGAUUGUUCCCGGUUGAACUCAAUUCAGGUUCCAGUGUCUGAUAUAGGAGCUCAUUUUGGCAUGCUGCUUGAUAACAUGGAAGGUUCAGAUGUUGUUUUUAAUGUGGCAGGGGAAAAAUUUCAUGCUCAUAAGUUGGUGUUGUCUGCCCGGUCUCCUUUUUUUCGAUCUAAAUUUUUUGAUGACGUAGAGGAAGAUGAACAAGAGAUUGUCAUUUCUGAUCUAGAACCUAAAGUUUUCAAGGCUAUGCUGCACUUUAUAUACAGAGAUACUCUCACUGAAGAUGUGGACAUGGCGACGCCCAGCUUCUCCCCCGUCUCCUCUGUGUCUGAAACAUUAACAACAAAGCUGUUAGCUGCGGCAGACAGGUAUGGUUUGGACAGACUCAGACUGAUGUGUGAGUCUCAUCUCUGCAAGGAUAUAUCUGUGGUCUCUGUCGCCAGCAUCCUUGCCUCUGCCGACUCUCAUCGGGCAACAGAGUUAAAAGCUGUUUGUCUAAAAUUCACUGCUGAAAACCUUGCAGAUGGGGCUGUUCAGACACAAGUGGACAUUGGAAAUUGUGUGGGGCCAGGUGACAGGGAUGAUGUUCUGGGAAAAUUGCAAAUUGAUCCCUAUAUUUGCAAUCCUAUUAGGAAAGGGAAAAACAAAACUAACCCUAAUUUCUUCGAGAUACAAUCUCUCAAGAUGACGGAACCGAACCCACUGGUCUCCCCCACAGCCUCCCGGUCCGUGACCGAAACGGUGAACGGCUCGCACAAGUUCGAAAUCCAAGGCUAUUCGCUGGCGAAAGGAAUGGGAGUAGGAAAACACAUCGCGAGCGAUAAUUUUACAGUGGGAGGGUAUCAAUGGGCGAUUUAUUUUUAUCCAGAUGGGAAAAAUCCGGAGGACAAUUCGGCUUAUGUGUCGGUUUUUAUCGCGUUGGCUAGCGAAGGGACGGAUGUUAGGGCUUUGUUUGAAUUGACGCUUGUUGAUCAGAGUGGGAAAGGGAAACAUAAAGUUCAUAGUCAUUUUGAUCGGUCGCUAGAGAGUGGGCCUUAUACGUUGAAGUAUCGUGGUAGCAUGUGGGGUUACAAGCGAUUUUUCAGACGAGUGAUGCUUGAAACAUCGGAUUACCUUAAGGAUGAUUGCUUGAAAAUCAAUUGUACUGUUGGAGUAGUAGUUUCUGCAACGGAUUGUUCCCGGUUAAACUCAAUUCAGGUUCCAGAGUCUGAUAUAGGAGCUCAUUUUGGCAUGCUGCUCGAUAACAUGGAAGAGGAAGAUGAACAAGAGAUUGUCAUUUCUGAUUUAGAACCUAAAGUUUUCAAGGCUAUGCUGCACUUUAUAUACCGAGAUACUCUCACUGAAGAUGUGGACAUGGCGACACCCAGCUCCUCCCCUGUCUCUUCACCUGUCUCCUCUGUACCUGAAACAUUAACAACAAAGCUGUUAGCUGCAGCAGACAGGUAUGGUCUGGACAGACUCAGACUGAUGUGUGAGUCUCAUCUCUGCAAGGAUAUAUCUGUCGAUUCUGUUGCCAGUAUCCUUGCCUUGGCCGACUCUCAUCACGCAAUAGAGUUGAAAGCUGUUUGCCUAAAAUUCGCUGCUGAAAACCUUGCAGCUGUAAUGCGGACAGAUGGCUUCACCUACCUCAAGGAGAACUGCCCGUUGCUGCAAUCUGAGUUACUCAAGACAGUGGCAGGUUGUGAGGAGGAUUGUAGCAGUGGUGGUGGAAAGUCACGGAGUGUAUGGGCCCAACUUUCAGAUGGUGGCGACACCAAUGGCCGAAGGGUGAGACAAAGAUCCUAG